AUGGCAACCUGCACUGGGAAAUGGGACGGUCCUACAGGUCUAUCAGACACCGUCUGCGACAACAUAUUGGCUUUUGACACGGUCGGAGAGACAUUCCGGUGGAUGCAGCGCCCCGCAGCGCUAGGUCCUUCGGCGUGGAUGCUAGAGAUGGACGGCGCACUAACUUUGUCCAGCACUGUUGAAGAUUUGGCCUUUAUACAUGCUUGGGUGAUGCAGGACUACGAGGCUGAGGUCUGGGACUGGGCGUUCAAGUUUCGAAUUAACUUGUCGGAGAUGGCGGCAUCCUUACCAGUCCAUUCGUCGCUACACCUGCCCAGUUCAUCAUCAAGUGGAUACUACUGCCCCAAGGUGGCGGCGGUCAACGAUCGUGACCUACUGAUCAAGCUUCCUGGGGAUGGAUGUCUGUUGCAUUAUGACAUCGAUGGCAAGUUCUUACGAACUAUGCAAAGUAAAGAUGUCGAUUACUUGGGGUUCACUCCCAGUUUGGAAUUUCUGUUCCAUCACCAGCAGGCUGCAGUAAUGUACUCGCUGAGGGAUUUAUUGGGUUUCGUUGUGGGAGCAGCGAUCACGGCCGCCUUUGUCGUGCUGCUGGUGCCGUCGUCUGCUCCCAACUGCACGUGCAGCCCCGAGCUGGCCUUGGACAACAAUGGAAGCCAAACACAUCUCAUGAGCAGAAAAAACCUCAGCAUGGUUCCGGCCGUGAAGAGUAAAGAAGAAGACAGCCUUCUUGUGGAGCUUCUGAGAAGCGCGGCCAUGGAGGACAAGACGGUCAUACUGACCUUCGUCAACGAGGCGCUGACGCUGCCGGGGUCGCUCCUGGAGCUCUUCCUGGAGAGCUUCAGGCUGGGCGUUCGGACGCAGCCCCUGCUGAAGCACCUGGUGAUCGUGGCCAUGGACGCCAAGGCGCUGGAGCGGUGCCAGCACAUGCACCCGCUCUGCUACCCGCUGGGCAGCGGUGGCCGCAGCAGCGACGGCGAGCCUGGAGGAACGGCGGCGGGGGAGGUGACGUUCAUGAGCAAGGACUACGUGGAGCUGAUGUGGGCGCGGAACCGGUUCCAGGCGCGGGUGCUGGGGCUGGGCUUCGGCUUUGUGUUCACAGACGUGGACAUCGUGUGGUUCCGGAACCCGCUGCUGCGCUUCCCCGUCGCCGCCGACAUCGCCUUGGCGUGCGACCAGUUCUUGGGCAACAAUCCCUAUGACCUCGACAAGGCGGCCAACGGCGGCUUCGUGUACGCGAGGCCCAACGCGCGGACGCUGGCCUUCUUCCAGGACUGGUACCAGGCGAGGAACCGGUACCCCGGGGAGCAUGACCAGUUCGUGUUCGGCGAGGUGAAGAAGGAGCUGUCGGCGCGGCACGGGGUGACGCUGAUGCUGAUCGACACCGUCUACUUCAGCGGCGUGUGCGAGAACAAGAAGAAUUUUUACGAGGUGUGCACGUACCACGCCAACUGCGUCAUCGGUCUGCAGAAGAAGAUCGACACGCUCGCCGGCGUGCUCGACGAGUGGAAGCAGUUCAGGGCCCAGCAGGAGCUGCUCGGCAACAGCACCACCACGCUCAUCUACUGAGUCGCUGUCCGUGGGCUGUGGCUCGUGUUUGUUCGAGAUUUUAGCUAGACAAGUUUUUAUUUUGGAUAACAGGAGUAAUCAGUUGUUUUACUGGAUGAAAUUGGUCGGACUUGUGCAAUGGAUCGAUGAAAAGGAUUGAAUUGUUUUGGUACUGUU
Molecule: messenger RNA, 1722 nt
Organism: Triticum dicoccoides
Lineage: Eukaryota; Viridiplantae; Streptophyta; Magnoliopsida; Poales; Poaceae
Exons: 3
Coding region: 1-1566 (521 amino acids)
Source: RefSeq, a predicted model, not a curated record